AUGUCAGUGGACCAUGUCCAUUUUUCGGCCAACAUCUCCGAUUUCUGCGUCAUUUGUAGGGUUUGUUCCCUCGCAGUUGAUUUUCUGGUCAGGACCGUCUUCGAUACUACCGUCUUCGGCUCCAUGUCAGUACUGGUAGCACUGCUGCCUGUUACCAGGGAUAUCUAUCGGCCUCCCGGUCUAGUUCUGUCGCGUUCAGUCAAAAGCAGAGUUACCUCGGGCAGGAUGCGGUUCUUCACUGCGUACAGACGGGCUUGUCAGUAG
Molecule: messenger RNA, 264 nt
Organism: Nezara viridula (southern green stink bug)
Lineage: Eukaryota; Metazoa; Arthropoda; Insecta; Hemiptera; Pentatomidae
Source: the annotation of a GenBank genome assembly